Molecule: messenger RNA, 1323 nt
Organism: Linum trigynum
Lineage: Eukaryota; Viridiplantae; Streptophyta; Magnoliopsida; Malpighiales; Linaceae
Source: the annotation of a GenBank genome assembly
AUGGCUAAGAGAUUGAAUAUGCUAUGGGCAAGGAACGACACGAUUCAGAUCACGAACAGAACCAAUGGCUACUACUUCAUCAGGUUUACGAACAAACUGGAGUACGAAGCAACACUAACGGGUGGACCUUGGCUUAUAGGAGACCACUAUAUUACUACCCAGAAGUGGAAGAAGAGCUUUAACCCUAAGACUUGCAAGAUAGCCUCGACCUUGGCAUGGAUUCACCUACCUGACUUGCCGAUUGAACUAUUCAACCCAAAAGCAGUCAUGCGUAUAGCUGCGCGAGCAGGUACCCCGGUAAGAGUUUAUAGAGCCAAAAAGUUGGGUGCGAGAGGUGUCUAUGCUAGAGCCUGUAUCGAGGUCGAUCUAACGAAACCUCUUCUUUCUAAGUACAAGGUGGAGGGGGUGGAGUAUGAAAUCAAUUAUGAAGGCCUCGAUAAUGUCUGCUUUGAAUGUGGUAUGUACGGACACUCCAAGAAUGCAUGCCCUACGUUGCACUCGAAUGAACACACGCAGGAAACAACGUUGGGCGGGAACCCAACCGACCAAGUUAAGCAUACAGAGGCAUACGGGGAAUGGAUGAUCGCUAAACGGCGAGAGAGGAGACCAAACAGACGUGCUGAUCAGGGAGUUGUGGGAAACCCGACAGGAAAGAAAGCAUCGCGAGAUGGGAACUUUGCUCCGGGUUCGAGAUUUUCAGUUUUGGAAUGCGAGGAAGUUGAUAAUGAUAUAGUACCAACAAAGGAUACGGAAAUGGAAGUGAGAGUAGCGGCCAAGGAGAAGGGGAAGGGCGCGGAGAGGGGGAAGACUUCCAAGCCCAAGGUUUCACCACAAAAGUCUCAAGCGAUCUGGGUGGAGAAAAUUCCAUCCCAACAGAACCCUCAAGAGGAGAAACGACAUAUAGAGGGGGAGGAAAGCACUUCCUCUGAGAACCGACAUCAACCAUAUGACCAGGUAGUAGCAGUGGGUAAAACUAAAGGCUUGUCACAGAAUAAAGAAACAGUUAAGAGUAUUAAAAAUAAGCAGGGACUAGCAAAGGAUGGGCAAAUAGCAAAGCACAUAAGCCUUUCUUCUAGUACCCAAGGUAUGGAGGGACGGAACCAGGCUCCAAACAACUCUAAUACCGGAGGAGCUAAGGAAGGUAAGGGACAAUAUCAGGAUGCGUCCAUGCACCCAUACAAUGCAAUACCGGGGGGACAGCCCUCGAGAGUGGAGAGCGUGGCACCCCCUCGGGGGUGUCUACGACUCACUAGUAAUGAAACCAAGGUUACCCUACGUAUUCUCAGAUACGAUGGAUUUGAACAUAUUCUCAUGGAAUUGUAG